AUGGCUUUCAACCCGGGCUUCUUCACUCCGGCGCUACUACGUGCAGUCCUUUGCAACCGGCCUGUUACUUCGUCAUUGAGCGUUCGCAGAUGGAACACUUUGCUGCAUGGUCCGAAGACACCUCACGAGUACCGCCCAGGUGACCAUUAUGCGCCCCUUCCCAGUGUAGUAGGUCCAAUGCUGCCAUCUCCGAACCUUGCUUCUUCGAUAUAUGCGCCGCAAGCCGGUGCCGAUACUUCACUUCCCUUCAGGGCAGUUCUGAGACCCUUCGAAUGA
Fusarium redolens is the source of this 276-nucleotide messenger RNA. RefSeq lists its product as uncharacterized. Bases 1 to 276 code for a protein of 91 amino acids. NCBI's taxonomy places the organism in Eukaryota, Fungi, Ascomycota, Sordariomycetes, Hypocreales, Nectriaceae. The transcript has 2 exons. The record is from RefSeq and is a predicted model, not a curated record.